AGAUUAAAAUUUCCAACUUCGCAACUAAGUAAAAUUAUUCAUUAAAUCUAUAUCUGUUUCAGCAGUGAUAUGAGAAGAAUUUCUCCAAUACCCACCUUGCCGUUCCCCCCAGCUCCUCUACACACAAACUACAACUGAUUUAGCAACAAUGGAAUUGGUUUGAGAGAUUGAAACUCAUACUUUUUCAGUAUGCUUUGUAACUGAUGUUUUUUUAUAUUUUAGAUAAAGCAACUCUGGAGGAAUAUAGAACACUCCUGUUAGAUUCUACUACAGAAAUGGACAGCAUAGAAUCUUUUCACACUGCUUUAGGUAAAUAUACACCAGAGGAAUUCAGGGCAUUUCUGCUUGAUUCUGCUACAGAAACAGACAAUAUACAAUCUUUUAUUGAUUUAGAUCAAUUACUUCUUCAAAAGCAGGGAAUUGUGGCCUCAGAUAUUGCGGUACAAACAGAAAAUUUGAAAUCUUCACCCUCGUAUUCAGCGGUGAAAACCGGUCAGCAGUGCACUACGCUGGGACCUGAAAUCUGUGUACAAAUGCAGUUUCUUGAAGCUCCUGCAGUGUGCAGAGGCAUUACAGAUGUAGUCUGUUACUUUGAAAAGGAACACUGUCCCUGUAGAAUACCCAAGAUUAGAAAGGAUAAACUAAAGUGGAUCAUUGUUAAGCCGACUAUUCCAGAAGAUGCAAAUGGGAAAUUCUGUAUUACCUUACCAGAGAAAGGCAAUUAUGAAUGUGCUGAAACAGGACUGAGAUGGGAAUCGAAAUCCAAUGCUAGAAUCUUUUACGAGUAUAACUCCUGGGAUGACUAUAUUUCUGAUGUGCAAAGAGAAUGUUGGAUAAUCGGAGGACCAUUGUUCAACAUUCGUGUUAGUUAUGGUGAUAUUGCUGCUGUUCAUCUUCCUCAUUUCAUUUGUGAAUCAGGUGCAGGGGAAGCAAUACAUUCUGCGAGAUAUUGUAUUGUGUGCCUCAGAGAUGAUACCUUAGUAUUGGAAAAUCCAUCAGAAAUCCAUUUAUCUCAUGUCGUGCAAAGAAAUCAACCGUUGACCUUGAUGGGUGUCAUCCUUGGUCAGGUCCAUCAGGUGGCUAUUCAUGCUGUCAUAAUGAUAUAUCAAACAUUUCGAGCUGAUUGUUCAAUUCUUCAUGUCUAUGUGUUACCAAAUGAUGGCUCAUUAAUACAGGCAGUUGACUUGCAGGAAAAAGAAAUAAGGUCCCUGAAAAUUCAAAAGCCUCCACAAAUAACAUCAGUUUACUAUGGCAAGAAGUAUAGGCUGACAUCCUUUUCAAAUGUAGCUAUAAAACCACUGGUUUUCUAA
This is a messenger RNA of Callorhinchus milii (elephant shark), 1310 nucleotides long. RefSeq names its product NACHT, LRR and PYD domains-containing protein 1-like. NCBI's taxonomy places the organism in Eukaryota, Metazoa, Chordata, Chondrichthyes, Chimaeriformes, Callorhinchidae. The coding region runs from base 204 to 1310 and encodes 368 amino acids. The record is from RefSeq and is a predicted model, not a curated record. The transcript is spliced from 10 exons. Gene Ontology annotation, cellular component: canonical inflammasome complex.